AUGGCAAAAUCUAAGUUACCUUCGCUCCACGGAGCGUCCACUAUGCCGAAACUCGAGAUGAACGCUAUUACACCGGCUGCUCGCCUAGCGAAUGCAAUUGCAACCCAGCUGAAGACGACUCCUAAUAUUGAAGAGAUUUACAUCUUCUCGAAUUCCGAAAUUGCACUAUGGUGGGUCAGAAGCCCCACGAAUCGAGAAAAGUUUGUCCAAUUCGGACACAUGCCAUCCGAACAAAAUCCAACGGAUUGUGGGACACGGGGACUGACGAGCACCGCAUUUAGCCAACAUUACUGGUGGAAAGGGCCAAUUCGGCUCCAAGAAAGACGACCUCUUGGCCUACACGACAAACAAUCUUCGAAUGCGACACCUACGACGAAGGAGAAGACCCAGGGGAUACCACCAGUUGGUGGCUACAUCAGGUAA
Molecule: messenger RNA, 423 nt
Organism: Haemonchus placei
Lineage: Eukaryota; Metazoa; Nematoda; Chromadorea; Rhabditida; Trichostrongylidae
Source: the annotation of a GenBank genome assembly